This is a messenger RNA of Dovyalis caffra, 1083 nucleotides long. Lineage: Eukaryota; Viridiplantae; Streptophyta; Magnoliopsida; Malpighiales; Salicaceae. The record is from the annotation of a GenBank genome assembly.
AUGCCUAGACUCAUCCACAGACUCACACUACUCUUCACCUUUCUCUUCCUCUUUCUCUCAUUAACCACCAAUGCCGCCGCGGCGACUAUUAUUACUCAACAAUUCAAAGAAGCCCCACAAUUUUACAACUCCCUCGAUUGCCCUUCCAUUGAUCAAGAGGAAACAGACUCUGAACCAGAAUCGGAUGGUGAUAACACCAUCUUCUGCUCCGAGCGCGCCGUCCAUGUGGCAAUGACAUUGGACACAGCCUACAUACGUGGCUCCAUGGCUGCAAUUCUCUCAGUUCUGCAACACACUUCCUGCCCCCAAAACAUAGCUUUCCAUUUCGUCGCCUCUGCCUCCGCUAACGCGUCACUCUUACGCGCCUCUAUCUCAUCUUCCUUCCCUUACCUUAAAUUCCGAGUAUACACGUUCGACGAUUCAUCGGUGUCGAGACUCAUCUCCACAUCAAUCCGUUCAGCCCUCGAUUGCCCUCUGAAUUACGCUCGCAGCUACUUAGCCAAUAUCCUACCUCUGUGCGUCCGACGAGUUGUAUACCUUGAUUCGGACCUGGUUCUUGUCGACGAUAUUGCCAAGCUAUCAGCUACCCCACUAGGUGAAAAAUCAGUUCUUGCAGCACCUGAAUACUGCAACGCAAAUUUUACUUCAUAUUUCACUCCAACUUUCUGGUCCAAUCCUUCUUUGUCACUAACAUUUGCGGAUAAAAAACCUUGUUACUUUAACACUGGCGUUAUGGUAAUCGAUCUUGAUCGAUGGAGAGAAGGAGAUUAUACAACAAAGAUUGAGGAGUGGAUGGAACUACAGAAGAGAGUGAGAAUUUACGAGCUGGGUUCAUUGCCACCAUUCUUGCUAGUUUUUGCUGGCGAUAUAGUGCCAGUUGAUCAUAGAUGGAAUCAACAUGGGCUUGGGGGAGAUAAUUUUAGAGGGCUUUGUAGAGAUUUGCAUCCUGGUCCUGUUAGUCUUUUGCAUUGGAGUGGUAAAGGGAAGCCAUGGGCUAGACUUGACGCAAAUCGGCCGUGUCCUUUGGAUGCUCUUUGGGCUCCUUAUGAUCUCUUGCAGACUCCAUUUGCCUUGGAUUCUUGA